GCAGUCCUGCCGCAGCUGAUACAAGUGUUGCAAUCGAAUCGUCCAGAUGACUUAACUAAUUCUUCUUUCGGGAAUUCUCCCGCACGCUGUUGACGGUGUCGGUGUACCUAUAUACCCGCGCAGGACGAGGAAGGGACGAUACACCGUUCAGCGGCUGCAAAUCGUGCACGAUAAUCGUCGCACGGCGUGUCACGGGCGGCUGACACUCCCGACAGAGACGGGAGACACGAGUGCGCGACGACGGACGACCAGGUAUGAUAGGACCCAACUUAACCUAGAAGGCACCUAGCUUGAGGUGAAACUAGGUUUCCCUCCAGGAUCGUCGCGCACGUUGCGGUACGUCUCGCCGAGAGCCUACAUGCCCGACCUAGGAGCCUAAGUGCCAAACGAGCGGAAAUGGAGGCGCACGAGACGGAGCAGUAUGUGACGUUUCCCCUCGCCGACGUGCACGACGCCAUAGAGGAGAACAUAAUAUCGCACGAGGAGAUAUGCGAGCCCGUCGACGAGUGCGUUCUCCAGGAGGGCCUCACCGAGGUCACCGUCGGCAACACCGCCAGCAACACCGACAUCGUAGAGACCCAGGGUACCGUCGAGAUCCUUGCCGAGGAACAGUCGGAGGAGGAGGAGGAGGACGACAAUCAGGUGGUGUAUCCGAUGUACAUCAAGCAGGAGGAGCAGCAGCAGUACACGUCGGGCGACGACGAGUCCAUGGCUGUGGAGGCACUGCGCCAGCUGGGCGGCAUGUAUCCGUGCUUCGAGGACAAGAAGAUCAGCUGUCCGGUCUGCAAGCACCUGUUCACCCAGGAGGAGAUGGUCGAGCAUCAGACCGUGUGCCAGUCGUCGCCCAGGCUGUCCUGCACCACGUGCGGCGAGAGAUUCGAGAGGAAGAUCGACCUGAACAACCACAUGGUUUGCCAUCAAGUGGAUCGUCCCCACGCGUGCAGAACGUGCGGCAAUCUGUUCCGCUCCAAGAGCAGCUUGCAGGCGCACAUGCUGCAGGUGCACAUGCACCACGUCGAGCGGCCGCACAAGUGCACCAUCUGCGGCUCGGACUUCCAGCGGCCCUCCAGCCUGUCGAAUCACAUGAAGAUACACACGUACGUCGCGGGGCGUGCCAUCAUGCAGUCCCAAAGUAACAACAUGCCUCAAUCGGUGACGGAGACGUUCAGGAAGUGGCCGGAGAACGCGCCCGAUUCGCAGAACACCGCUCAGGCGGUGCCAUCCUCCUCGUCUGUCCAGUCGGUGCAGAACUACGACGUGUGCCAGGUCCAGUGGCCGGUCUCGUCGUACAAUUUCAAUAGCGAGCAAUCGAUAGUUACCACGAUAUCGAGCCAGGACACCAAGAUGGAUACGCUCCAGGAGUUCACGGUGAUGCCCAACGGCGAGGUCACGCAAUUCAGCGAGUACACCGAGCAAAACAAUAUCAACGAUUCGGUCGGCAACAGUCAGCAGUACGAUAUAACGAUAAAUUCGUUCAACACCCCCGACGGCAUAGUCAAAGUCGAGACGCUUUACCGAUACAACAACACGAACAAACGAGACUACGGGGAAGCCGAAGGGACCAACGACAAGCCGUACGCGUGCAAGCACUGCGGAAUGAAUUUUUCACGCGCCACCGCUUUGGCGUCUCACGAGAAGAUUCACGCCUCGAAAAAUUGGAACAUGCCGAUCGAGUGCGAGUACUGCGACAAGCAGUUCCAGGACGGCAAUCAUCUGGCGAAUCACCAGACCACCUGCGCCAAGAAGAUAAUGCAGAGCAACCUCGAGCAGGGUGUGCCGAACAACAAGUGGGGCAAGCACGCUUGCUCGGAGUGCGGAAAGAAGUUCACGACCAAGCAGAAGAUGUUCCGCCACCAGUGGAUCCACCGUAAGAAGACCCACUCCUGCGAGGUGUGCGGCUCGCAGUUCGAGAAGCAGAACGAGCUGGACGAGCACAGACUGUCGGCGCAUCCCGGGGACUCGCCGUUCACCUGCACGGAAUGCGGGAAGAGCUUCGUGUCGCGGCAGGGCCUCUGGGAGCACGGCAGAACGCACGCCGGCAGCCCGGCCCACUUUCAGUGCGACACCUGCUCGAAGACGUUCUCAUCUCGCCAGGGAUACCUGAUACACAACCGCACGCACACCGGCGAACGGCCGUACGGCUGCAAGUUUUGCUGGAAGGCGUUCCGGGACGGCGGAACUUUGCGGAAGCACGAGCGGAUUCACACGGGGGAGAGGCCGCACGUGUGCCCGUUGUGCUCGAGGGCCUUCAAUCAGAAGGUCGUGCUGCGCGAGCACGUUCGAUGGGUCCACGCGGCGGGGAAGAACGAGACGGAGGCGAGCCAUCCUCCGUACCAGUGCCCGCUCUGCGGCGCCCUGAAUCAGGAUCGCGACGAGCUCUGCGCGCACAUCGUCAAGCACUCGGAUCAGAUGAUAGCCGAGGCGAAGGCGAAGAGUAACAGCGACGCGUCUCCGAAGACGAAACCGACGAAGAAGAAAUCAAAGUCGUCGUCGAGCGGCGCGAACGCGCAGGCGAAGCAGGCGAACCUGGACUUCAUACCGAAGGCGGAGCAAAACGAGGCCCUGCUGUCCAUCACCGAGACGUCCGACAAAUCGGACGACAUGCACGUUAUAAACGCAGAGAAGCAGAACAACGCGUUCGUUGUGGUCACUACGGAGAAGAGUAGCGACGGCUUCAUCGCGAUAUCCGAGCUCAAGCACAGCAACAUACGGUUCAUCGUGGACGGCAAGGAGGACGAGAACAUUCAGGUGCUUCGAGUGGAACAGUCGGAUCAGAGGGACCCUCUCGAGAUGAUUGCCAUCGAUAAGCGUAACGACGCGACGAGCAUCAUGUCCGCGGAGUCCGUGGACGACGCGCUCGACGAGACGGUCGUCGGGCAAAACGACAUGUCCACGAUACACUUGAUUCAGUCCCCCAAGCAGAACAACACCCUAAAUAUAAUAUCGAAGCAGAACGAGUCGCUCCCCGUGCUGGCGAUACCGAAUCCGCCGCAGGGCCACGAGAAUUACUCCAGCCAGAUCGUGCAGAUAAGCGGCGCGGACAUGCCUAUGAGCGUCGUGACUCGGCAAGCCCUGAAAGAGGAAAAGAAUCAUAUUCAGGACGAGCAGGACGCUCUAAUCCCGGACGAAACGUCGCACGUUAUUGUGCAGUAUCAUCACGACAGCGACGACGGGGACGAUUUCGUCUGCGGAAUCUGCGAGGAAAGAUUCGACGGCAAGACCACGUUGAAGGAACACAUCAAGAUACACAUAUAAUUAUUAUCAUUUCCACUUUGCUGUUCGCAUAUCGCUUGUGAUAUUUCACAUGCAUCACAUUAAUGUGACUCUGUAGAAAGUAAUUAUGAGUGUCCCUUACCA
Molecule: messenger RNA, 3357 nt
Organism: Wasmannia auropunctata (little fire ant)
Lineage: Eukaryota; Metazoa; Arthropoda; Insecta; Hymenoptera; Formicidae
Product: zinc finger protein 585B-like
Exons: 2
Coding region: 397-3255 (952 amino acids)
Source: RefSeq, a predicted model, not a curated record